Molecule: messenger RNA, 924 nt
Organism: Alternaria atra
Lineage: Eukaryota; Fungi; Ascomycota; Dothideomycetes; Pleosporales; Pleosporaceae
Exons: 1
Coding region: 1-924 (307 amino acids)
Source: RefSeq, a predicted model, not a curated record
AUGUCGCGAACACUAGCGAAUACCUCGCCGCCUGCUCAAUACGGUAUGUCACCAACUCUUAGCGCCAACUCGCACAUGCCUACUCUACCGCUGUCGACUACGCAAACGCAGAGCGCCAGUCUAGGUCAGGAGCGUCAACAGAUCAACGCUUCCAAUGGCUCUACACAUUCUCAACAGUCGCGCAUGCCGCCUCCGAAUGCCGCUCGCUAUCAACAGUCACCUACCAAACAAGGCCAUCCGCAUGCACAAACGAAGCGGCAAUCUUCACCAAUAAAGCAGAGCUGUCCUCAAAUCGCAGGUCGGAAGCGCCAGGCAACAGAUGCGACUGAAGGUACCAGGCCUGCAGACAAGAGGCAAAAUAUGACGCCACAUCCUAGUGCCGCCCAUGCCACCCCCAUACAUCAAAACGCCUCUCCAUCUCACCAGGCCGGCACAUACCAUCGAGUAAAUGGCAUGCGUAAUGGCGCAUCGAAUGUUGUCGCGUCGACCACGAAGGAUGCUAAUCGGGAGCGUCACGAACAGCAGGCUAAGCUUGAGGCAGAGCACCGCUUGCGGGAGCACCAAGCUAGAGCAGCUGAAGAAGCUCGCAUCGCGGAGCAGUAUCGAAUCGCCCAUGCCGCCGCCCUCCAGCGUGAGAAGGACGAUAAGCGAAGGGAGGAGCUCUGCAAGGAUCCUAGCGCAAACUUUCGCCACAUCCUUGAGGUCUACAAGCUGAUGCCGCUCAAGAAGGGCGAAUUACCCAACAGAUACCUGACUGGGUUGAUCGCGAAUCGACAGAUGCCGAUGGAUCUUGAUUGCGACCUUGCGCUCGCCAUUACAUUUGCAAAAGAUCAUUGGGAACACUACGGACAGUGGCCCAAAGAUAUAACGCGGUUCGUAGGCUAUGAGCGGGAGAGGAGGGCUAAGGCUAAAGAGCAGGCUUAG